Molecule: messenger RNA, 1672 nt
Organism: Lycium barbarum (goji berry)
Lineage: Eukaryota; Viridiplantae; Streptophyta; Magnoliopsida; Solanales; Solanaceae
Product: acetyl-CoA-benzylalcohol acetyltransferase-like
Exons: 1
Coding region: 92-1432 (446 amino acids)
Source: RefSeq, a predicted model, not a curated record
UGUAUUUUCUGGAUCAAUACAUAUAUAUCAACUGUUCUUCAGCUAUUUUAAUUUGCCUUAGUUCUACACUUCCAUUAACCAUAUAUCAAACAUGGCUUGUCAAAUUCAAGUUGAAAUCAUGUCCAAGAAACUCAUAAAACCAUCUUCACCAACUCCUAAACACCUCCAAAAUUACAAAUUAUCUUUCUUUGACCAAAUUGCUGACAAAACACAUAUGCCUUUUGUUCUAUUUUAUCCACAUAACAACUCUUCUUCUACUACUACUGAUUCUAUGGUACAACAACUUGAAGAAUCACUUUCUAGGAUUUUAACUCAUGUUUAUCCAGCUGCUGGUAGAUUUGAUGAAAAUAAUAAUUCAAUCAUUUGUCAAGAUCAAGGUGUGCAACUAAUAAAAGCUAAUGUCGAUCAUCGAAUGGACGAUGAAUUCCUUCAACAAGCACACAACAAUUUGGAUCUCGCCAUGGAAUUUUGGCCACAAGGUAUUAAGGAUGUGGACAAUACAAAUUUGUUCGCGACACCAAUUAUGUUUGUGCAAAUCGCGAUUUUCCAAUGUGGGGGAAUCGCGUUAUCUACUAGCGCUGCACACCCUGCAAUUGACGGGUGGACAAAUUUUACGUUCAUCUACGAGUGGUCCAAAGUGUGUAAAUUGGGAAUUCCAGCUGAAAAGAUUAACUUCAUGAGCUUUGAUAUGGCUAACAUUUUCGAACCAAGAGACAUAACCACGAUUUUUGAACCUUCUGCUAUUUUCGCAGGGAAACGUUCAAAGUUGGUGGCUAAAAAGUUUGUUAUGGAUGAGAUCUCUGUAUCAAAGCUCAGAGACAAAUUAACUAACUGCAAUGCCUUAAGCUUUAAGCCCUCAAGAGUUGAGAUUAUUACAGCGAUUUUAUGGAGGGCUCAACUCCGCGCUUCACAGGCAAUAACAGGGAAAAUUAAGCCUUCUGUAAUGUCAUUUCCCCUGAGUUUACGCAGUAAGCUUAAAUAUCCUGAAGCAGCUAAUCCUUUUGGAAAUUUUAUUAUUGAAGUUCCUAUAGCCUAUGAGCCUAAAGGGACCGAUAUGGAGUUACAUGAUUUUAUUAGAUUGAUAAGAGAAACAGUGCAAAAAACUGUUGACUAUUGUGGUGAAGCUUCAGCAGAUGAUGUAGUUGCCUUGGUGGCUAAUUUAUAUAACAAAAGUUAUGGAGGAACAGAAUGGGGAGCUAGUGAUGAUGUUGAGGAAUUUACAUGUUCAAGUUUGAGUAGAUUUCAUAUGCAAGAAGCAGAUUUUGGAUGGGGGAAUCCAAAUUUAAUGCAUUUUGGAUCAAGACAUCAUCAAAUAUUUUGGUUGUAUUCUACACAAUGUGGUAAUACCAUUGUUGUGCAGAUGGAUCUCAAGGAAAAGUACAUGGACUUCAUUGAACAUGACCAAGAAUUCCUGACUUUUACCAAGUUUUAGAUUUUUCUUGAAGUACCGCCUUCGAGCAACAGUUAUAGGUCAUAGGUUCAAGCUGUUGAAUAAGUUAUCAGGAUUGACUUGCAACAUUAUACCCCCUUGGGGUGCAGGCAUUCUCCAAACUUUGCGUGAACGCAAAAUGCUUUGUGCACUGAACUUCUCACCUUUUUUCUUUAUUUUUGCUUUGUUAAUGCAAGACGAUGUGAAAUUUUGUUCUUAAUAAAAUUGUGUUACUUUCGUCAA